Molecule: messenger RNA, 690 nt
Organism: Spinacia oleracea (spinach)
Lineage: Eukaryota; Viridiplantae; Streptophyta; Magnoliopsida; Caryophyllales; Amaranthaceae
Exons: 1
Coding region: 1-690 (229 amino acids)
Molecular function (GO): nucleic acid binding
Source: RefSeq, a predicted model, not a curated record
AUGGUAGCAGUAGCAAGGCCAAGGUGGGGACAAGAUGGGCAGUGUGAGUGGGAUGGGAAACUUGGUAUAUUUCCAUUCACAGAUGCAGUGGCAGCAAAGAGAACAUCCAAAAACAGAGUGAAGGGGACAAUUGAGACUAAACCAAUCAAGUCAGUGAAUCAGAUUGCAACUAGGGCCAUGCUAAUCAACUACCUAAUCCCAGCAAUUAAAGAGAAAUGGCCACCACAUGAGGGGGAAAAGGUGAUAUACAUCAUUCAAGACAAUGCAAAGGCACACAUUUUGCAAAAUGAUCAAGAAUGGCAGCAACAUUACAAGCAAGAUGGCUUUACAUUGAUAUUGACUCAGCAGCCAGCAAACAGUCCAGAUUGUAACAUAUUAGACUUGGGGUUCUUUAGGUCAAUUCAAUCACUAAUGCACAAAAAGAUGCCUAAAACAGUUGAAGAUUUAAGUGGUGCUGUGACUGAGGCAUAUAAUGAACUGCAUGCAAAGACUCUAUCUAAUGUGUGGAUGUCACUUCAAUAUGUUGGAAAUGAAAUUUUGAAACACAAGGGGGACAAAAACUACCAACUCCCACACAACAAGAAAAAUAUUUUAGAAGAUGAGGGGAAUCUGCCAGAACAAGUUAAGGCCCCAAGGUGGGUUGUGAAUGAAUGCAAACAACUUGUUGAUGAAUGGAGAGCAAAUCAGUGA